CAGGUGUUCCAAUCCCGCAAUCCCCUCCAUAUCAUGUGAUUCAGGUUGAUUCCAAUCCCCUCCAUAUUCAUGUGAUUCAGGUGUUCCAAUCCCUCCAUAUCAUGUGAUUCAGGUGAAUGCCAAUCCCUCCCAUAUCAUGUGAUUCAGGGUGUCCCCAAUCCCUCCAUAUCAUGUGUAUUCCGGUGUCCCAAUCCCCUCCAUAUCAUGUGAUUCAGGUAUUCCAAUCCCCUCCAUAUCAUGUGAUUCAGGUAUUCCAAUCGCCCUCCCAAUCAUGUGAUUCAAGUGCUGCAAUC
This is a messenger RNA of Staurois parvus, 293 nucleotides long. NCBI's taxonomy places the organism in Eukaryota, Metazoa, Chordata, Amphibia, Anura, Ranidae. The record is from the annotation of a GenBank genome assembly.